Arabidopsis arenosa is the source of this 1007-nucleotide messenger RNA. Lineage: Eukaryota; Viridiplantae; Streptophyta; Magnoliopsida; Brassicales; Brassicaceae. The record is from the annotation of a GenBank genome assembly.
AAGUAAAAGAUUUUAAUAUCUCACAACACCAGUGACAUUCUCAGAAAUGCAUUUUGGGCAGCGUAAGAUUGGAGACUCCUCCUAUGGUCUCAGGAGAUAUCUCAAAAGGCAAAGGUUUGGUCUUUCAGUAUGCAAACUUAAAUUUGGAUGGGUCUAAAGGGAAGAAUGUGAAGCAGAAUAACAAGACGGGUUCUGUUAAAGGUCAGGGAAGGAAGGAGUUAAGCUGGUCUACGGGGAAUUCAGCUUUUGGUCUGUGUGGAGAGGCUUCUUGUGCUUCUGAUCCUGGUUUACCUUCUGCUGAAGGUUCAACGGUUGAGGUGUCUGAAUCUACUGAGAUUAGGGUCUACAAAAGAAAAGCCAUGGAUGAGGCUAAAGUUCCAUCAAAAGUUGCUAAGAGCAACACCAAUGAGUUUGGUUCAGUGGAGUUUUUCGUGUCUUGUGUGUAUGGGAAACCUGCUUCUGUGGAUAGGCCGAUUCUGUGGGAAAGAAUUUCUAGGAUUGGUAUCCAAAGAAAGGACUGCUGGUGUAUGGUAGGCGAUUUUAACGCCAUCAUUUAUAAUGGAGAGAAGUUGGGGGGACCUAGAAGAGGUGAUGCAUCCUUCCUUCCUUUCAAAGACAUGCUUCAUGCUUAUGGGAUGAAUGAGCUGCCUAGUCAGGGGAACAGUCUGACUUGGGGAGGGAUGAGAGGAAAUUUGUGGAUUCAAAGUAAACUUGAUAGAUGCUUUGGGAAUAAAGCCUGGUUCCAAUUCUUCCCUAUUGCUAAUCAAACCUUCUUGGAUAAGAGAGGUUCUGACCAUAGACCUGUUUUAGUUAGACUCACAACUACUAAAGAGGUCUACAGAGGUAACUUUAAGUUUGAUAAGAGGAUGCUGAACAAACCAGAAGUUAAAGAGGCUAUUCAAAGGGCUUGGAGAGGAGGUUAUAGGAACAAGGAUGAAAAGGUUUCUGAUAGGCUGAAGAAAGAGAGCUAAUAAUUUGAAUGCUGUGAAUAGAAUCACUCAAGCUCA